Messenger RNA from Rhodotorula toruloides NP11, 2451 nucleotides. RefSeq lists its product as uncharacterized. NCBI's taxonomy places the organism in Eukaryota, Fungi, Basidiomycota, Microbotryomycetes, Sporidiobolales, Sporidiobolaceae. Gene Ontology annotation, biological process: silent mating-type cassette heterochromatin formation. The record is from RefSeq and is a predicted model, not a curated record. Gene Ontology annotation, cellular component: SHREC complex; rDNA heterochromatin. The transcript is spliced from 6 exons. The coding region runs from base 1 to 2451 and encodes 816 amino acids.
AUGCCCGUCAUCCCGUCGCACGACCCGGUUCCGGGCUCGUACAGCGUCAAGUGGGCCUCUGUGAACCACAAGGACGAGCCCAACGUCCUCACGAUCACGCCGGGCUUUGGCGACGGCAGCGAGGAGCGGUGGCCGCCGCAAGGGCCUGACAUGUCGCUCCUCGGGCCAGAGCACGAGAAGCAGCAACAGUGGAGACGCACUGCGGCAGAAGUGAUUGCGAAGGACCUCGGACUGCUCAAGCGAUCUCCAGCGACGGCGCAGCACUGGAUCCUCUCAGAGCUGCCGACCGGCUACGGGCUCUUCCAGCAGGUCACGCAGCCUAAAGAGUCGGCUCCGCGCAUGACCGGCAAGGACAAGAUCCGCCACGACCGCUUCAUCUUCGGCCACAACAGCAAGAAGAUCCGCUCCGCCAUUUCCCUCGGCAAGCACAUCAGCAACCAGAUCUUUGGCGCCAAAAGCCUCUGCCACUGCGACGGCUGCAAGGUCACGCAGCCUAAGGCCUCAGCUUCGUCAAUGGCCGACAUCGGCGCACCGAUCAAGAUGCAGCCUCGCAAGCGCAAGAGGACGGGGGAGUAUGCGAACCUUGCGGGCGUCAAUACGAGCACGCCGCCUUCGUUGUGGGGACUCGGAACAGCUGAAGGAAGUGAAGCGGGAGGCGAUUUCGACGACGCUACGUCUGUCGGGACGACUGAGACGGCCGACUACACCUUUACCGGCGGAGACAGCGCGCCGCCUUCGCCCCGCAAGCGGACUGUUUCUGGCGGCGGCAGCAGAGGGCGAGGGCGGGCGUCCGUACCAGGCUCGGAGAACGGAUCGACGAGGGGAAGGGGGAGAGGGCGAGGCAGGGCGAAGCGGGCGGACGACGACGACGACUACGGAGACGACGACGAUGGCUCGGACUACAGCGAAGAAGUCGGCUCAGUCGGUCCGACUGCACCUCGCUCGACAUCCGCACGCCAGCGGCGCCCGACUUCGAAGGUCCUCUCGCAGAUCGAGUCGAACAUCCCGACCGCGCCAGGCGAGCCCGCAGCGGACGACUACGAAGCCCUGAUGACUCCGGCUGGCAAGGACGUCUACCGCGCGAUGGGCGUGCCGACGCCCGAGGAGGUGAAGGAGGACCUGGCGGAUCCGCAGGCGUCGCGCGUCGGCGAGCUCGUCUGGGUACGAGUCCCGCUCGGUCCGCCUCCGACGGGCGAGCUCGCGCAUGCGCAGCUCUCGCGGUGGCCUGGGAUCGUUCGUGGACGUGCGCCUGCGCCGGAGAACCCGCGCGAGAAGGUCUACCGCGUCGAGCUGCUCGGCAUGUCGAGCGAAGACACGCUCGAAGGCGUCCGCAGCGAGAACGUCACGCCUUGGCUCGGAUACAUCCCCUCGAACUCGGCUUACCUCAAUGCGAACCCGCCCGAGGACGAUGGGAUUGCGGCGGGGCAGCCGAAGAAGCGGUGGGCGGCGAUUCAGGAGGAGGGCUGGCUCGCCGUUGCCCGCGCUUUCCGUCAGGCGCACCGCAUCGCCAAGGCCUACGCUGCUAUUCAAGCUCGCCCGCUGCCCGAGAUCGAGCCCGGGAUCCACUUUACCGUCCCAGACGGCUCCUCGCGCUUCACCGCCACGUCGACCAAGGACCUCGUCGAGACGGGCGAGGAAGACGAGUACCUCACGUACGACUACAUCAACUACGGCCCGGAAAUCAUCCACCUCGGCGACUGGGUCCGGCUCGACCCGUCGACCAAGCUCGAGCCGAUCGUCACCGGCGCGAGGAAGAAGCAGCCGAGCAAAGCGUUGCCUUUGUCGCUCGUGAUGCGCGUAGGAGGGAUCUACCGCGGCAAGCGCGGCGCACCGCUCAUCGCCCGCGGGCUCAUCUUUGAGCAAAUCGAGACGACGUCGAUGAACCGGUCUAUCGUCGACCCGUCUAUGACAGUCCUCGAUCAAGCGACGCUCGAGUUCCUCCCCCCUCCCUUCCCGCGUCACAAGUGGCGCUUCGUCCAGCCCCCUCUCGACGUCGUCUCAGUCGAUGUCCUCUUCGGCCCGUCCGUCGCAGGCCGGUACUACCCCAUCCCUCCUGCGUCGCCGACUUGGACUCAUCACACGGUCGUCAACUCGUGGCUUGAUGAGGCGAUGAGCGGGAAUGGACCAGCGGGGAAGGGGACGGGCGCGGUCGGCGGGAAGGGCGAGGAGGGGAUUCGUGCGUUGAGCUUGAUGUUGGCGGGGUUGACGGCGGGCGACAGGACGGUGCGAGUUGACGCUGUCAACGGGAUCAACGGCGGUCGCGACGAGCAGUACAGGAUCGCAGAGGAGCAAGCCCUCGAUCGCUCCGCUUUCCCUCCCCCGCCCCAGCCACCUGUUCCCGCCGCUCAACCUGACGCACAACCCGCCGCACAACCUGAUGUCACUCCAGCCGCCAAAGUAGAAGACGCGGCAGCAGCUACGGCGUCGAUGGACGUCGAGGCGCAAGCGUGA